AUCAAACGGUCCCCACCAAAAGAAAACGUAUUCCCGACCCAAGAAGAAGCUUUCAUGUCUGAUUAAAUUCACCUUACAUUAUUGUCCAAAAAUUAGAAAAAAAAAAAGAAAAAUAUCAAAGUUUCUCAUUUGUGUUCCAAAAUGGCUGCAGCCACGCUCUCCGUCCGGCCUAACCGUCUCUCUCCCGGCUCCCCUAUCCCUGGACUGCUGGCCCACGUCCCUAACCAUCCCCACCCUUGCUUAAAACCCUCAAAAUCUGAGCCGUGGAGAGUCGCAAAAAUUGUCCACACCCGGCGAACAUUGGCCGCUCAAGCCGGUUCACGAGCUGAUGACUCGGCUCCGUUCGAGAUGUCUGUUGAGAACGCGUUCAAGCUCCUCGGAGUCUCCGAAAGUGCUUCUUUUGAUGAUAUUCUUCGCGCCAAGAAUUCGAUUGUUGCCUCUAUUAAGGAUGACCAGGAAGCUAUUGCCCAGGUUGAGGCUGCAUAUGACAUGUUGCUUAUGCAGAGCUUAACUCAACGACGAGCAGGAAAAGUCAUGGACAGAAGCAUUCGAUAUGCAGACGUUAAACCAGUUAAUCCUCCUGGGGUGGGAUCAAUGCCUCAGUGGGUGCAAACAACUGUGAAAAAUUUGCCAGUUUCAGUUGGAACACCGUCUACGGGUGACUUGGGCAUACAGGCUGGAGUGUAUGGAGCUCUUAUGGUUCUGACUUACGUGAAUGGAGCUUCUACAUCCUCUGUGAUUCCUUACACUGGACCUGAGGUUCCUGGGUUUAUCUUAGCUAGUAGCUUUGGAGCUUCCUUGUAUUUCAUGACCAGAAAGAACGUGAAGUUAGGUAAGGCUACAUUAAUAACUAUAGGGGGGCUUGUUGCUGGUGCAGUGGUGGGAUCAGCUGUUGAAAACUGGUUGCAGGUAGACAUUGUCCCAUUUGUUGGAAUAAACUCACCGGGUACUGUAGUUAGUGAGUUUAUACUCUUCUCUCAAUUCUUGGUCUCUCUGUAUCUAAGGUAGGAAUAAGAGGAUGUUUUUGUAAUUUAAAUUGUACAACCUGUAAUUAUUCAUUUGCAUGAUCAUAACCAAGCUUUUUUAGGA
This is a messenger RNA of Durio zibethinus, 1089 nucleotides long. RefSeq names its product protein CHAPERONE-LIKE PROTEIN OF POR1, chloroplastic-like. The record is from RefSeq and is a predicted model, not a curated record. Lineage: Eukaryota; Viridiplantae; Streptophyta; Magnoliopsida; Malvales; Malvaceae. Gene Ontology annotation, cellular component: chloroplast membrane.